ACCGCGCACGCACGCACGCACGCGGAGCGGGGGGCUGUCCAAAGCGCGUGAUCCAUUUCCUCCUCCUCUCUCGGUGCGUGCGCCACUCCGUCGGCCCGCCCGUCCCCCUCACCGGCGACUUCUCGCCUCGCGGCCGCUCCCAGGUGAGUGAGAGCGACCCGACGGCCAACCAACAGCGCCUCAACCGCUUUUCUCCCGACGACGUGUCGUGGAUCUAGGCGUACACCGAAGAGGACUGAUUUUUUUGGGGAUUGUUUUUAUUUGGUGGCGUGGAAUUCGUGGCCUCUCCUCCUCAGGGCAGCGUGGGCGCGUGUGUUGCGAGCCAUGGCCGGCGAGAAGAAAAUGUUCGGCUUCGAGGAGGUCGCCAAGCACAACGUCGCCAAGGACUGCUGGCUCGUCAUCGCCGGCAAGGUGUAUGAUGUUACCCCUUUCAUGGAUGAGCAUCCUGGUGGAGAUGAGGUACUGCUGGCAGUAACCGGGAAAGAUGCAACCAGCGAUUUCGAAGAUAUCGGACACAGUGAUUCCGCAAGGGAGAUGAUGGAGAAGUACCACAUCGGGGAAAUUGAUGCUUCAACCAUCCCAGCAAAGCGUACAUUCGUACCUCCUCAGCAAGGGUCCCAUGUCCAGGCCAAGGAUAGCGACCUCCUCAUCAAGAUCCUGCAGUUUCUUGUUCCCAUUUUAAUCUUGGGGCUUGCAUUUGGUAUCCGGCACUACAGCAAAUCUGAGUAGGCUGUUGUUGGCGAGUUGCUUCGGAGAAAUAGCUUUCAAGUAAUAUGGUUUGAGUUAGAACAGCAUAAUAAUGGUAUUGGUUGGCUGGUUUGAGUUAGAACAACAUAAUGAUGGUACUCGUUGGGUGGCAGUGUGUUGUCUCAUUGAUCAUACAAGGCACUCUCAAUUUGAAACAUCCAUAUGUAUGCCCAGAUUACUCGAAUUAUGUUUACAUUCUCAACAUAUGGUGGAGUCUCUACAUAUUUUUUUUA
This is a messenger RNA of Triticum urartu, 980 nucleotides long. The record is from RefSeq and is a predicted model, not a curated record. NCBI's taxonomy places the organism in Eukaryota, Viridiplantae, Streptophyta, Magnoliopsida, Poales, Poaceae.